Messenger RNA from Amphiprion ocellaris (clown anemonefish), 3775 nucleotides. Its product is annotated as CD209 antigen-like protein 2. The record is from RefSeq and is a predicted model, not a curated record. The coding region runs from base 3017 to 3436 and encodes 139 amino acids. Gene Ontology annotation, molecular function: signaling receptor activity. Lineage: Eukaryota; Metazoa; Chordata; Actinopteri; Pomacentridae. The transcript is spliced from 5 exons.
CAGAGAUGACGAAGGACAAACUACAGGAGAGAGAAGACAUCAAGUUAAUGACAUCUAAAAUUGUGAACAAAAGUUUACAUACACUUGUGAAGACCAUGUAUAUCGUGGUAGUUUUGAGUUUUUAAUUAUUCCUGAUUUUUAAUUUUCUAUGAAUGAAUCAUUGAAAUAUGUGUCUUUGUCACAAAAACAACCAUGCAUUUUGGUUCACUGAUUCAUUCAAAGCAUUGACUAAAACAAGUCAGGAAAAUCACUUUGAGCCAUUUCAAAGCAGCUAUAGAUCCUAAAAUCAUUUGUUUUAACAGUUGUUUGUAAGUACAAAGUGCAUGGUACAAUUGUGUUCCUGAAGCAUCACCUGCUGCUGACAGCUGGUCAGGAUUUCAAGAGUCAAUCAAGAAUCACUAAAAAGCAGGUCUGCAAUGAAUUAGAAGCUGCUGGACCACUGGUGUCAGUGUCCACUGUGUUUUACAUCAACAUUGGCUGAGAGGCUGCUGUGCAGGAAGGAAGCAUUUCCUUUAGAAGCAGAACCUUAAGGCCCGACUGAAGUUUUCUGCUGAUUACAUGAACAAAAAAGUCACUCUGGAGAAAGGUUUUUUGGUCAGAUGAAGCAAAAAUUGAGCUAUUUGGCCACAAUGAACGGAAAUAUGUUUGGAGGAGAAGGGGAGGCCUUUAACCCAAAGAACACUAAAACUACCAAACCAUCAAGCACGGCAGUGGUAUUAUUAUGCUCUGGGGCUGUUUUGGUGCUAGUGGAACUGGUGUUUUAUAUAAGUGAAUGUAAUAGAGAAGAAGUGAAUGAAAGAGAAAAGAAGGAGGAUUGUCUCCACAUUCUUCAGGAAAACCUAAAAUCAUCCGCCAAAAGGUUGGGUCUUGGCCAACAAAUUUAGUGGAACUGCACCAAUUCUGUAAAGACAAGUGGUCAAAGAUACAACCAGAAGCUUGUGAAUAGCUACCAAAAGCAGCUAAAUGAGGUGAAAAUGACCAUGGGACAUUUAACCAAAUAUUAACAUUGCUGUGUGUAUAUUUUUGGCCCAGCAGAUUUUAGUCAUAUUUCCAGAAGGCCUAUGAUAAAUUUGGAUGAAAGAACCAAAAUCCAUGACUGCUUUUUUGUAGAAACAUGUUUCAAUGAUUCCAUCAUAGAAAAUUAGGGAAAUAAAAGAGAGGAGAGCUGCUCAGUGCAAUACGAGAGGUUCUCAGCAGCCCUGGCCUACAGCAGCAUAUCUAAGGGAUGUUCAGGGUCACCUAAUAUAGCACAAUGAAGUCUUUAAAAUGCAAUGGAGCUUGGUCAUUAAGAGACUUGUAUCUAAGAAGAAGGAUUUUAAAAUCUAGUCUGGGUUUUUACAGGGAGCCAAUGAGUCGACACUCAAAAACUACAAACAUGAUCUCUCUUGCUGGUCCGGAUCAGAACUCUAGCUGCAACAGUUUAGACCAGUGGUCCUUAACCUUGUUGGAGGUACUGAACCCCACCAGUUUCAUAUGCGCAUUCACCGAACCCUUCUUUAUUGAAAAAUAAAAUAUGAUUUUUUUCAAGUUCAAGACCUAGUUAUAUGUUUUACUGGUGCACAAAAUGAACCGUGCAUUAACAUCACUUGUGUUCUUGUAUUCCCCAUCUCCAUGCAGCUUAAGGAAGUGUUCCUUUAGUUUUGCCGGUGCUAGACUAGAAUUGCUUAACUUGGCAUUGCAAAUCAUGCAGAUAGGACGCUGACUCCCAUCACGUUCCGUUAUACAUGUGAAUCCAUGUUGUACAUAUUCGUCCGACCACUUUCUUUUUUUGCUCAACAUAGUUAGUAUGGAUUAAAAUAUUGAAGAAAUCACACGGCGUACCAUCACGACAGUCACAAGUCGACUACUGAGCACACCAAAUUCCCUGCAGCACAGAUUGGCCAAGCAAUGUAGCGUGAUCACCUGCAGCCAGUGAUGGCCAUGCGGGGCGUGUCAUCACCAAUCAUAUGAGUCGGCUGUGUGUCUUGACCUCCAUCGAACCCCUGAGACUGACUCACCGAACCCCUAGGGUUUGAUGGAACCCAGGUUAAGAACCACUGGUUUAGACCAACUGGAGGUUUUUCAGAGAUUUAUUGAAUUAUCAUGAUAAAAAGAAAAUACAGUCAUCAAGCCUUGAGGUAACUAAUCCAUGGACUAGUUUUUCAGCAUCUUUUGGAAACAGGAUGUUUGAUGAUUCUUUGCAGAUAGGCAAAACAUAUUUAUGUGAGAGUUAUGCUGAUGAAAAAAUAAUCCAAGGGUUCUUCAAAGAAAUUUUGUCUCUGUUGAGAAGUAGAAAAUAUCAAUUCUUAUCUGUCCUUAAGAAUGCUGCCAGUUUCAUUAAAUGAUUCAUUUCGUCUGACUUACAGUUAAGAGGUGCAACAUGGCAGUAAUACAAUAUAUAACAUUACAGUAGCCAGGAUGUAUGUGUUUCACAAGCGUUAUGAAAUGAAUAAUCCAAACUCACAUUCUGCCAUUUGUUUUUUUAUUUUUAUUUUUUACUGAUUUCCAAUAAAACUGUAGACAAAAUUUACAAGAGAAUAAAUGAGUCAGGAAAGGGUGUGGGUUAGCGAAAGUUGGUGAAUUAUGAGGAAGAGAAGUGUGUUGCUUUGGUAAGCAGAUUAUUGUCAGAAACAGAAACAAGGAGGAGUUUACAGAGAAGUUCAGCUCUUCAUCACUGCAUAUCUUUGUCACACUCAAGUUGGUAAAACAGGUUUAAAAUUAAAAAGGAAUCAGAGCUGAUGAUGGGCGUUAGAAACCUACCUUAUGCUUCUGGCAGGAGUAAGUAACCUAAUGUUGUAUUUCCACAAUGUCUGUUGCUGUUAUGUAGCUUGUUUAAUUCAGAGUUUACGAUGAACAAUGUGUCUGCUUGAUUUUUUUUCACACAGAAGAAAAACUCUACACACUGGUUGGUGUGAGUUUUGGACUCCUGUGUAUUCUACAGGCUGCUCUUAACGUUUCCCUGCAUCUGACUCUUUACAGUUCUGAUGCAAAAACACCAGAUUUUGAGGCCACUGAUCAAAACUUGACGGAGAGAGAGAUGUUGAAGAGGAAUCUGGAUAUAUUUCAUCAAUAUUCCCAACAAGGCUGGGUGUAUUUCAAACACAGUUUCUAUUACGUUUCUCCUGUUAAAAAAAACUGGAGAGACAGCAGACAGGAGUGUCUGCAGAGAGGUGCAGACCUGGUGAUUAUCAACAGCAGAGACGAACAGGUGUUUACCACACAGUUCAAAAAGGCCAUAUGGAUCGGACUGACAGACUCAGAGACAGAGGACAUAUGGAAAUGGGUGGACGGAACUCUGCUGAGCACAAGCUACUGGUUUGGCAGUGAGCCCAACAACUUUGGAAGCAGAGAUGAAGACUGUGUAGAACUCGGUGUCUAUGGAACUGAAAUGAACUGGAAUGACGCACCGUGUAGGUUUAAAAACUUCUGGAUCUGCGAAAAGAUGCUGGUUCUGUAAUUCUCCAUCUGAUGUCACCAGACAGGUGUUUGCCAUCAUACACAGACACAAACACUUAUGCAAACAUGCUGUGAGUUUAUCUUCAUAAACCUUUUCACUGGGAGACAUUUUUAUGUGUCACUGCAGUAAAAUCAGUGGGAUCACAAAGCUAAAUUAAUGAUGGAUGGAUAUAAUGUAGCUGCUUUGGUUUCAGGAUCCUGAUGCUGCACAUGUUUGUUCUGGUUUCUGAGUGACAUAAAGUCUAGAACAGAAUUCAUGUUUAGUUUUCAUAGCUGUGGUUACAGGUUUUGUUAAUGGUUAGUAAAUCAUUUACUAAUGUAGAAGUUUGCAUUCUGGAGC